Molecule: messenger RNA, 2386 nt
Organism: Vigna unguiculata (cowpea)
Lineage: Eukaryota; Viridiplantae; Streptophyta; Magnoliopsida; Fabales; Fabaceae
Gene: MKS1
Product: MAP kinase substrate 1
Cellular component (GO): nucleus
Source: RefSeq, a predicted model, not a curated record
UGAACCAAAAAGAAAAUUAAAAUGAUUUAUUCGGUCCAAACUCCAAAGUCUCUCUUUUUUGUUUGGUCCUUCCUUUCUUUCCUAAUAAAUUAACAAUUAUUACAAACUUUGUAAUUUGAGGUCCAACAGAAAACACCGACUUCAACAACAACAACCUCCUUUUAGGAACUACCGUUUUAUUUUUUCUUUCAAUCAACAACCUCCACCAUGAACCUGCAAGGGACGCGUCCACCGCCGCUCAGAGUUAGCAAAGACUCCCACACCAUCCACAAGACCCGCAAGCCGCCGCUGCCCCCCACCGCGCACCUACCGCCGCCGCCGCCACCGGAGAACCGGAAGCCGGUGAUAAUCUACACCGUGUCUCCCAAAGUCCUCCACGUCACCGUCAGCGACUUCAUGAACGUAGUCCAGCGCCUCACCGGACCAUCCUCCGGUGACGAGCCAGCUCUCCGACCCGGCGACGUUUCGCCCGCAGCGAGGCUAGCGUCGAUCGAGAAGACAAGCCCAUCGGAGAGGGAGAGAGAUCACGGCGGAGAGGAGGACGUGACGUUGAUGUUGGAAGGAGUGGAACUGGGUCAGUUCCCCGGAAUAUUGUCUCCGGCGACGUUGCCUCAGAUAUCGCCAGGGUUUUUCAACGAGCCGCAGACGACGACGUCGUUUUGGCACGACCUGAGCCCGUUUUGGUCUACUCACAGCUUCGUUGCAAGUCCUUCGGGGCUGCUUUCCGCCGCCGCGAUUUCUCCGCUGCCGUCGCCGGACAUCUUCAAUCUCUUCGACUAACUUUGAUUUUUAUUACCGCUUUGAGUUUUUUCUUUUUUGGUAUGGUGAUUAUUGAUUAGGUUUGGAAAGGGAAAAUGGUGGAAGAUUCAACUAUGGGUGACUUUAGUGGCCAAAGUUUUGUAGUGCGUAGAUAUUGUUUGUGGUUUCGAAGGGACAGAAUAAAAAUUAAAAAUGAGAGCACUCUUGAAUACAAAGUUUCAAACUAUGGUCAUUUGGUGAUCCACUGUUUUGUGCUGCGUUACAAAUAAUUGGAGUUCUUUGUAAAGUCUUUAUCAGUCAGUUAGAGGUGAAGAAGAACUCGAUAACUAAUUCUCCGCAGAUAAAAUUCUGAAAAUCAACUAAUAGCAUCUUAAAAAAUGCUUCUAUAGCAGUGAUUAAUUCUCAAUUGAGUGUAUGUACACAGGAAGCUGAAGCUAAUUCCAAGGUACCAAAAAUAUGUUUAUCUUCAUUGUCAAUAAACUAUUCAUAUUUUUUUAUGAUGGUCAAUUGUAUCUGAUGAUGUCAUGCCAUGAUCAUUUUAUGAUGUUAAAUUCAAUUGUUUAAGGCUUAGCUUGUUUUCCCUUAUUAUGUUGAGGGAUGGGGCAGCUUUGCAUCAUUAAUGUUUUUUUUUUUCCAUCUCUUUUGCUUAUAUUGUCUUAUUAUUAUAAAGGAAAGUUCCAAUCAUUCUAAUUCUUUGUAAUCAUAUUUUCUUCUCUUUAUCCUUUAAUAGAAUUCUUUUAUUGAGAAAAGCUUAUUUUGGUUUAUACCCUAAUCAGCAAAUCUUUGAACAUGUCAAGGCAGCUUUGGAUAUUUGGUUGAGUACAUCUCAUCUUAAUCACUUAGAAGAGGAAGAUUGUUUUGCAUUAUCUGAAAGUUUAAUGAUUCUAUUCUAUAACAUAGUUGAUUUACUAAAUUGAAGGUCCUCUUUCCUUUAAUCAUUUUGGUUUCUGUAGUUUUUGUGUAAGAUUUAUAGUGAUGAUUUCUUAAUUCCAUGGCAAAUCUUCAGGGUUUCAUGGAACUAGUCAAUGACGCAUAUGAACUAGUGAUUAAAAUGUUUAAAUGGAAGAAUGUUCCAAUUGAGAAGUGGUUAACCUUAAUGCUGAUUACUCUUCCAAAGAAAGUUUACUUAUAGAUUACUUGCUAAACUCUUUCAAAGAAAGUUUACUCAUAAUGUUCAGCAGCACAGUGUAAUAGUUGAUUCCUCAAAGAGCAUUAUAGAUAGUGUUGAGAAGAUUGGACUAAACUCAUCAGUUGCUAGGGAAAUUUUGCUUUUGAUUCUAUAUCACGGGACUUGAAAGAUGGUUAUCCUAGUGCAUGGAAAGUUAUGCAGUGUUACCUUGAGAGCACUCUUCAGGUAGGAAUCAUCCAUGAAAUGAUUGGAUAUGGAGCUGAGGCUGAAACCUAUCUCAAGUGGGGGAAAUCUGCCUUUGUUUACAGUUACUUUCUCUUCCUCUUUAGGAAAACUAUAUGUUAAGAAAAGACAUUGGGAUCAAGAGGAACUUGGAAGUGCUGAACGUAUUUUAAAAGAAAGCAACACACGAUCUUGUUGCUGAAAGUGUAAAUUGAAGCUUGAAGUUACUCUGUAUUACUAAUUUGGUUAUAAUUUAGAAUAAUCUCAUUGAAUCUA